Etheostoma cragini (Arkansas darter) is the source of this 1867-nucleotide messenger RNA. Its product is annotated as protein DENND6B-like. The transcript has 19 exons. Gene Ontology annotation, molecular function: guanyl-nucleotide exchange factor activity. Gene Ontology annotation, cellular component: recycling endosome. NCBI's taxonomy places the organism in Eukaryota, Metazoa, Chordata, Actinopteri, Perciformes, Percidae. The record is from RefSeq and is a predicted model, not a curated record. Bases 65 to 1840 code for a protein of 591 amino acids.
CCGAGCAUGGUAGCCGGUGCAGAGUGAUGGAGGACGCUGGUUUCGCGGAUCUGAUCCGGUCGUGAUGAACCCGUUUGACUUCCCUGGUUCCCCCCGACGUGGGGAUGCGCACCGCGGGGACGCGCACCACCCUUGGGCCCGGUUUUCCUCGUGGCUGGAGUGCGUGUGCGUCGUUACCUUCGACCUCGAGCUGGGACAAGCCAUAGAGAUGGUGUUUCCUCACGAUGUGAAGCUCACUGAGAAGGAGAAAAGCAGCAUCUGCUACCUGUCCUUCCCUGACUCGUACUCAGGAGGCCUUGGGGACACUCAGUUCAGUUUCAGGUUACGCCAGUCGGUCGGCCGCAGAGCGUGGAGGCUCCGAGAGGAUAUUUACAACAGAGACGCCCCCCCCACCCUGCAGGUACUCACACACAGACACACACACAUACCUGGACACCUUCAAUGCCCCCAGCCUCCACAUGGGCCCCCAGCCUCUACAUUCCCCCCCAGCCUCCACAAGGGCCCACAGCCUCCACAGGGAUGCCCGAAAAGCUCCGCCGGAGCGAACGUCCCACUGGGGCAGACCGGCUCCCACUGGGGCAGACCAACUCCCACUGGGGCAGACCGGCUCCCACUGGGGCGGACCGGCUCCCACUGGGGCAGACCAACUCCCACUGGGGCAGACCGGCUCCCCCUGGGGCAGACCGGCUCCCACUGGGGCAGACCGGCUUCCCCGUGGAAGCAUGCUAGGGUUAGGAUUCCUUCCAGAACCGACCAAUCAGGAGGAAGUCCCGUCCGACAGACUGGUCAACAGGUGUUGCCGGCGCCAACCGUGCUGCCCUCCGUCCACGAGCUGGACCUCUUCAGGUGUUUCCAGCCGGUCCUCGUUCACCUUCAUAUGCUCUGGGAGCUCAUGUUGCUAGGGGAACCACUGGUUGUUAUGGCACCGUCUCCAACCGUCUCCUCGGAAACUGUGCUGGCUCUCAUCAGCAUUAUCAGUCCUCUGAGGACCUGCUGUGAUUUCCGUCCCUAUUUCACCGUCCACGACAGCGAGUUCAGAGAGUUCACCACCAGGACCCAGGCGCCGCCCAGCGUGGUCCUGGGCGUCACCAACCCGUUCUUCAUCAAGACGUUCCAGAACUGGCCGCACAUCGUCCGGCUCGGAGAAACCAAGAUGGCCGGUGAUUUACCCAAACAGGUGAAGGUGAAGAAACUGUCCAAGCUGAAAACUCUGGACACCAAACCAGGCAUCUACACGGCGUUCAAGACGUUUCUACACAAAGACAAGAUUCUAAUUAAAAGACUUCUGAAGGGGAUACAGAGGAAGCGCCCCCCCGAGGUCCAGACCUCCAUCUUGAGGCAACACCUGCUGGAGCUUACGCAGAGUUUCAUCAACCCAUUGGAGCGCUACAUGGCUAGCCUGAUGCCUCUGCAGAGGUCGGUGACACCGUGGAAGACCCCCCCUCAGAUCCGUCCCUUCAGUCGGGAAGACUUCCUGUCCACUCUGGACCUCGCGGGGCCUCCGCUGACCUCAGGGCUCAAAGGGGAUUGGACGGGACUCUACAGGAAGUUCUUCCGCUCUCCGAACUUUGACGGCUGGUAUCGGCAUCGCCACAAAGAGAUGACGCAGAAACUGGAGAGUCUCCACCUGGUCGCCCUCGGAGACGCCGACCUGAUGAGUUGGACGAGGGAAAAGUCGGAGGUGGAAAUUGUCGACUUUAUUCUGAAGCUCAGAGAGAAACUAAAUAAAGCUCGGCGGCAGCAGCUGCAGGUGAAGGACGGCGUUCUGGAGAAACUGGAAACUUCCAUCGCCGCCGCCGUGGGCUUACUGCCCGCCGCGCUGCAGCCGCUGUUCCCCUGACUCCGCCCCCUGGUCACAUGACCUGGC